AUGGAAGACGACGGUGUGCCCGAAGUGCCAUUGGCUCUUGUAUCCAACCUUUAUCUCGAAAAAAAGGCAUUCCAAGUGAAGCAAAAGUCCAUUUUGUGGGAGGGUUAUGAACGCGCCAAUCUGUUGACACACGCCCAAGUCGAGCUCAUUAAAGCCAUCGACAAGCAGUCUCCCGAGCAAGUGCAAGCCGCUGUCCAAGAAAAAGGCACCGCCUACGCCUCGCUUAUCCUUCACUUACUCCAAAACCUAUCUCGUCCCGACACGGUUCAAUAUGUAUGCGUGCUUACAGAUACCAUUCUCUCUGGCAGCGACGACAAUGCCAAAUACUUUCAACAAGUCGCAUCCGAAGGUGAAGGAUAUCCCUACGGUCCAUUCUUCAAGGCUUUGGAGUUGAAUGAUGAAUUUACUCAAUUACAAGCUAGCAAAAUCUUGACUAUUCUCGCUUGCUCUUCUCCCAACCCUGGAGCAUUGGAUUUGACGCAAUUGUGGCAGUGGAUCAUCCAGCAACUUGGAAGUCAGCAUCCCGAGGUGGUGGAUCUUGUCACCCAAGAGAUCGAAUCACUUCUCCGUGUCCGCCAAUAUCGCAUUCCAUUUUGGAAAACGCCCCAUGCCAUGAAAGAACUUCUCAAGAAUCUGGACAAGCCCUCUGUGACACCUCAAAUGCAGUAUCAAAUCAUCUUUUGCUUGUGGCUAUUGACGUUUGAAGGAGAAAUUGCUGCCAAUAUCAAUAGACAAUACGACAUUGUGCCCAAGUUGACUGAAAUUGCCAAGGCAGCUGUCAAGGAAAAGGUCAUCCGUGUUGCUGUUGCUACUUUGAGAAACCUUGUCGAGAAGGCUCCUGCUGAAAACCUUGCUGCAAUGCUCGUCGUCAAGCUUUUGCCCUUUAUGGAGAAUCUUAGCAGUCGCAAAUGGUCUGAUUCAGAUAUUUUGGAGGAUAUUGACUAUGUCAAGGAACGAUUGCAAGAGAAUUUCCAGAGUCUUACUACCUUUGAACAAUAUGCAUCCGAAAUUGAAACAGGCAAGCUCGAAUGGUCUCCCCCACAUAAAUCGGAAGCAUUCUGGAAAGAGAAUUACUCACGACUUGAGGAGCACAACUAUCAGUUGCUGAGAGCACUCGCUCGUAUAUUGAGCACGUCCACCAGCCCAGUUGUUUUGGCGGUUGGUGCCAAUGAUGUGGGUCAAUACUCCAAAUACGCAUCCAAGGCAGGAAAGAGAUUCCUCCAGGACAUCGGUGCCAAGCAACGAGUGAUGGAGCUUAUGACUCAUGAAGAUUCUGAUGUGCGAUACCAGGCACUUGCUGCCGUCCAGAAAUACAUGCAUCAGGCUUGGCUCUGGAUCGAGAGAAUCAUGGGUGGAUAG
Lichtheimia ornata is the source of this 1359-nucleotide messenger RNA. RefSeq lists its product as uncharacterized. The transcript is spliced from 12 exons. The record is from RefSeq and is a predicted model, not a curated record. Gene Ontology annotation, molecular function: proton-transporting ATPase activity, rotational mechanism. Gene Ontology annotation, cellular component: fungal-type vacuole membrane; vacuolar proton-transporting V-type ATPase, V1 domain. NCBI's taxonomy places the organism in Eukaryota, Fungi, Mucoromycota, Mucoromycetes, Mucorales, Lichtheimiaceae. Bases 1 to 1359 code for a protein of 452 amino acids. Gene Ontology annotation, biological process: proton transmembrane transport.